Molecule: messenger RNA, 1400 nt
Organism: Choloepus didactylus (southern two-toed sloth)
Lineage: Eukaryota; Metazoa; Chordata; Mammalia; Pilosa; Megalonychidae
Gene: CHCHD4
Product: coiled-coil-helix-coiled-coil-helix domain containing 4
Exons: 3
Coding region: 133-552 (139 amino acids)
Biological process (GO): protein import into mitochondrial intermembrane space
Cellular component (GO): mitochondrial intermembrane space
Molecular function (GO): protein-disulfide reductase activity
Source: RefSeq, a predicted model, not a curated record
CGCGCGGCGGGCAGGCCUGGAGGGGGCGGGUCCGCGCGGGCCUCGGAUCCGUACGCUCAUCCUGAGAAGAGGUCACGGCGUGGAGCAGCCGCCACUGCUGCCGCUGCGAGGUCUGAGCACCCGGCUGCAGCGAUGGCCUACUGCCGGCAGGAAGGGAAGGAUCGGAUCAUAUUUGUGACCAAAGAAGACCACGAAACUCCAAGCAGUGCAGAGCUGGUGGCUGAUGACCCCAACGAUCCGUACGAGGAGCACGGAUUGAUACUGCCAAAUGGAGACAUUAACUGGAACUGCCCGUGCCUUGGGGGAAUGGCCAGCGGCCCCUGUGGGGAACAGUUCAAGUCAGCCUUUUCCUGCUUCCACUACAGCACAGAGGAUGUCAAGGGGUCAGACUGUAUAGAGCAGUUCCGGGCCAUGCAGGAAUGCAUGCAGAAAUACCCGGACCUCUAUCCCCAGGAGGAUGAGGAGGAAGAGGAAGAGAAGAAGUCAGCAGGUUUAGAGGAAACAGCUCCUGCUGGGGCUACCGCUACCAAAGAAGAGGAGGGGUCAAGCUAAUGAAUGGACCUUUUGCAAAAUGCCUUUCAGUUGCUCGCCAAGAAAGUGUCUUUCCUUCUGUUGUUCCGUGCACUGUAAUGUACAAAAUAACUUAUUUUGAUGAUCGAGCCCUUGGGGGUUUUAUGCAUGUGUGUCCCACAUAAAUCUGUCAGCAGAUGUAGCUGCCCCUUUUUAAUUCUUUGUUCUCAGAUUGUCCUGAAUUUCGCCACUUUGAAAUAUGUGCUGAAUAUUCUCAGCAACCAAAAAUCAUUACACAGGAGUGUUUCUUGUGCAUGAGUUGAUUUAUUCUGACUCAUUAUAUCCCUUUUAGUACAUUUGUUUAGGAAACACAAAUAUUUUCCUUUAAAAAUGCCAGAGUGGGGCUAUUCCUAAUAGAAGAGGCCAGAUUAUCAGAUACUUAUUUCUCAAACAACCAUCUUGACUUUUUGUAUAUGAGGAGAUAUUCUGAGGUUAUUAUAUACUUAAUCCUUGAUACAUUUUGGUUUCCAUUUUUGCAUUGAACUUCAGGUUUUCUACAUUUGGAAAGUAGAGAUUUCGACCCUCUGAUUCAUAAUCUUUUUCUAAGUGAAGGGAAAGGAUGGUUAUCACUGUUCCUUGUUAUUUUGAAAGCCCUUAUUUGGGGAUUUGUUUAACACUGGUUCUGUCUCAGCCAGUUCAGAUAUAACGUUCUUGAGAGGUGGGGACCUAUUAUUACCAGAGUAACAGCCAAGAGGGAAAAGGGUAUGAAUUAAGUACUCAAUUAAAAGGAAAUAAGAUUUCUACCUGAUUUUCAAUGUGUCCUUGGUUUUUACUAGUUAAAAUUGUUUUUGAUGUAAGGAAAAAUAAAUUGAGAAAAGUUCUACUGAAAU